GCAAGACCGGAAAUACGUCAUCACGUCGUCGAAGCGGUUGGAGCUUUCAGCUGUCAGACUUUGGCCACCCAAGUGAAGGUUUUGUUAGCAAACUUAACGCGAACUAUUCGGAUUGUUUUAAAGUUGUGCAUUGUUUUGCGAGUCGAUCUUUGAGCGCGCGGACUGGUUAUUGUUGCGCUAMGCUUGCACGAGGACGAACCGACUAGAUAUUUCCCCCUCCAUUUCUUUUUUUUCUUUUAUCGCUGUUAGAUCUUGCGCUGCAAAACCAGCGAUCCUGAGCGGGUGUAAGACUAGAUGCAGGGAGGGAGGGAGUAAAAAAAAAAAGGCAAAAGUCUUUGUGUUUCCCUUCCCCCUCAUCAAAGCAAAGGGGAAAUGUCUCUUUCUAAAGGAGGGAGGAAGAAGACCCCUGGGCCGAAGCUGCCCAUAAACCUGAUUACACCUCCACCACCGGAAGCUACAGCGCCUCCUCGAGACCUUGACUCUAAAGCCUGUGUCACCAUUGGAGAUCGGAACUUUGUAGUUGAGGCUGAUGACUUGGAGCAGAUUGAAGAGCUCGGGAGGGGGGCCUAUGGGGUGGUGGACAAAAUGAGACAUGUGCCCAGUGGUGUCAUCAUGGCCGUGAAGCGGAUUCGUGCUACAGUUAACACUCUGGAGCAGAAGAGGCUUCUAAUGGACCUGGACAUUUCCAUGAGGACAGUUGACUGCUUCUACACUGUGACCUUCUACGGUGCCCUUUUCAGAGAGGGUGAUGUUUGGAUCUGUAUGGAACUGAUGGACACGUCUCUGGAUAAGUUCUACAAGAAGGUUAUCGAAAAAGGCAAAACCAUUCCCGAGGACAUCUUGGGCAAGAUCACAGUAGCAAUUGUCAAGGCAYUAGAGCAUCUGCACCACAACCUGUCGGUGAUACACAGAGAUGUGAAGCCAUCCAACGUCCUGAUCAACACUGAGGGCCAAGUGAAAAUGUGUGACUUUGGCAUCAGUGGCCACCUGGUGGAUUCUGUGGCCAAAACGAUGGACGCAGGCUGCAAGCCCUACAUGGCGCCUGAACGCAUCAACCCGGACCUCAACCAGAUUGGCUACAGUGUCAAAUCAGACAUAUGGAGUCUGGGAAUCACCAUGAUCGAGCUGGCCAUUUUGAAGUUCCCCUACGACACCUGGCGCACCCCGUUCCAGCAGCUCAAGCAGGUGGUGGACGAACCGUCGCCACAGCUGCCUGCUGACCGUUUCUCCCCGGAGUUUGUGGAAUUUAUCUCUCAGUGCUUAAGAAAGAAGCCGAAUGAACGACCAGCUUAUACAGAAUUAAUGAAACAUCCAUUUUUCACCAUGCACGACGCUAAAGAGACAGAUGUGGCCAGUUUUGUCAAGGACAUCCUGGAUGUUUGAUGGAGCAUCCUCCGUGCUCCACCUCGUCAGUGUGGGCGGGACCUUUCUGCAAACAAACCAAUGGCCCUAAUUUUUUUUUUAACUCACUGGAAUGACAAACUGUCACGCACCCACUCAACAGGGUGAUGACCCAAAGACUGACAGCGGCUCUGGACUUGGAGAGCGGUGGUAAUAUGAACUAGUGCAGUCAACAGGAGAGGGUUGUAUUUUUUUUUUCCUGCUCUUCUAAACUUCUUGUGCAAGCAUUUAUCCCACAUCAAAAUUAUGAACUGAACCAAAUUUUUUUUUGUUUUUUUCGUUGCUCUCGAUCGUCUUCUUAUUUCUCCAAAACGAGCAGAGCCAGCCGUUAUUUGUCUGUGACACGUUGAUUGAAUUUCACAUGCAAAACCAACAGUUACCGUGUAUGUUUUUGUCUCUCGAAUGAURUAUUUGCAUAUCUGUUUGUAUGCUUUCAUGAUACAGAGUUUUGAUACUGUGUUUCUUUGACAAGUGUGAAUUUUACGGGACUAGAGCCUUUUUUUUUAAUUUGUUGGACCGCGUGUGGUCUGACCUGCUUCUGCCUUGAUGCGAUUGGUCAGGGUCGAGGGGGUGCUGUUGUUGUCACAGGCCAGCCUGUCGGCAAUUUGGACUGAGGCAUAACUGAAAAAAAAAAAAAAAAAGAGUUAAAGGUCACUUUGUAGGCAGGAGGAGUCUUUCCUAGAGCGCUGAAUGACGCCGUGCAAGAAUGUAAAGCAUCUCGUAUCAUCAGUGAUCAGAGGUGCCCUCCAUGCAGUGACCACUCCUCUUCUUUCCUGGUCAUCAGAGUCAGUUCCAGUGUUGUGAUUGUUACUACAUAGAAAUAUUCAGGGGUUGCCUAAUCAAGCUUUACAGCUUUAUCUUUUUCUAUGUGCCAUUUUGUGCAUCGUUCUAAUGAAUCGAUUAUGUUUCUCCUCAUUUGGACUUGUUCUGGUUUGAAUUUGGUUUUGUUUCAGUGACAUUUAGCUGUUCUAUCCUUUCUCAACCAUCUUCCUAAAUCUUGAGUCAGCGUAGUCAUUUAGUAAGAGGCACUUAAUGUUAUUUUUUUUGUGUGUGGUUUAGGAGAGCCUUACAGAGACAGCGUGUUUGAGAAGUAAUUUAUAUGCCGAAGAUGUAAAUAUUUCCAAUUUUUUAAAUGCAACACGGCACUGUCUCGACCCAUCACAGUGUAGCUGAAAGGUGGAUUAGUUUUAACCCAGUGUGUCGCAUUUACAGUUCCUGCACGGCCAGCUGACUUCUCUAUGCUGUCGAGCUCCAACACUCAGGUUUCCGUGGCCUACAGUACCAUAUGCAGAGAAGAAUCCCCCACCCUUAGUUUUAUUCUAUUAAGCCUCGAAUAAAGAUCCUUUUUUCAGUCUUUCACUAUGCAGAGCCCCCUGGAGACGCUGCAGCUCUGUCCUGAGGCCGUUUCCUCACUUCGAGUGCUCAGAUUGAUGAUGAUGGUGCCGUGACAGCCAAUUUAUUGCAAGCACUCAUCAUCUCUCUGGUUUACAUGGUAAUGCAAGUUUUUUUUUCAAUCAUCAGCAAUUUUGGAGUAUGUAUGAAUGUGAAUUAUAAGGGAAAGCUAGCAACACCACAUAGAAGCUGCUGUUAUAUCUUUAUUUUUUUCUCUCUUUUCAGUAGGCCCUCCUUGAAUGGGCAUUCCCUUUGUGUGUUUAAACAGAUUAUUUUUUUGCUGAUCACCAUAAGAAUGGAACACUUGCUCUACCUCUUACUCCUUCACUCUGUCAGACACCUUUUCACUGGGUGGGACUGACAAACUUGAACGUGGAAACACACAAAAAUAAAGGCUUUAUUGUUCAGUCUGUCCAUAGCUUUCAUUCUUUCCCACUUCUGUUGCAGUAAACCUGAAUAUGUUCACUGUGUAGUUUUUUUUUUUUUUCUGCGUUGUUUGGACGUUUGCUCCAUAAUCGCUCCUGUGUUCUUUUUGUUUUACUUUCUGUGUGCGUCUUGAAGCGUAAGUCACAAGUUGGAGUUCUUAAUCCUAUGUGGUUGUUAGUUUUAAUUAACCCUGUUCUUUCUGCAAAGACACUAAUUAAAAAGAGAACUGGCUCAUCCAGCUCACAAAGGAAACACGA
Austrofundulus limnaeus is the source of this 3476-nucleotide messenger RNA. RefSeq names its product dual specificity mitogen-activated protein kinase kinase 6. The record is from RefSeq and is a predicted model, not a curated record. Bases 373 to 1383 code for a protein of 336 amino acids. Lineage: Eukaryota; Metazoa; Chordata; Actinopteri; Cyprinodontiformes; Rivulidae. Gene Ontology annotation, molecular function: MAP kinase kinase activity; ATP binding. Gene Ontology annotation, biological process: MAPK cascade; protein phosphorylation. The transcript has 12 exons.